AAGAACACAGACAACCACGAAAUUACGAUGGCCUCGCCUCCAACUUCAGUUAUAAUGGUUCCUCAAUGGACUGCAAACCAAAUACUCCAACCUGUGUCUGUUGCACCUGCAAAUAUCCAACAAUCAUAUCAGAUUUUAAACAAAGGCCAACCUAAAGCACUAGGGGCGACACAGCUAGUUCUGGCUUUUCUACAAAUAGGCAUGGGAACUGUUUUGUUUUUCACUACACCUUAUGACUUACCAAUCAGUUCAUACAUUGGCAUUAACUUCUGGGGAGCAGCAUUUUACAUCAUUUCAGGUUCUCUAUCAGUUGCAGUAGAAAAUAAACCAUCUCGUUCACUGAUCCAAGGAUUCCUGGCUAUGAAUAUUAUUAGCUCGCUGGCCUCUUUUAUUUCAGUUUGCCUUUUCAUAGCUGAUGCAUGCAUUUUCUAUUAUUGCAAUGGGUAUUAUUAUGAAUGUUAUAACAGUUAUACUCUAAGUAGCAAUAGAAUUACUGUGCUGUCCUUUUUGAUCAUUGCCUCUCUCCUGGAAUUCUGUGUGUGCGUGUCUCUAUCUGCCUUUGGAUGUAAAUCUCUGCGCCAUAACUCCAAUGCUCCAGCUCAGGUGUUCGUGAUACAAAAUGAUGCCAGAUUUCCUGGACCAAACUUUAAUCCUCUGGUUGGUAACCAAUAUGAAACACCUCCAAACUAUAGUAAUAUUACAAAUACUGGUUCAGGAAUUCCUGUGGCUUUGGGACAUGCACCUGUGGCUAAAUAUUGACCUUCACAUAACUAAAGCAAUGGGCACAAAUAUGAAAUUUCCAAGCAAUAUCCAAUGUGUAUACAUACGCUUCAUAAACUUAAUCCUGAAUAUGCAUUACUUUGAGUUGUGUUUCUUAAGAAAAGCUGUAAUUAAUUGAUAAUGAAAUCAUUCUAAAAAUUCUAAAGUAUGUCUGAGUAACUGAAGAUGAUUCUUAGCUUCACUGAAAAAGGUUAUUUACUAAAAUCCAAACCGCAGUAUUUACCAAAUGGCAACACUUAGGCUUAAAUGCCUGAUAUGGAAACUGUCUUCAGCUCAGCUAUGGUUGAUUAUUGUCACUUUUAGCUUAAAUUUGCUACCACGUGGGGUUUAGUGUAUAGCCCACUAUGGUUUUUCUAUAUCAUUGACAUAUAAAUUGAUGGUGAAAGUAGCAAAUGAUUUCUCGGAAAACAUGUAACUUUACUAGGGCAAAUGACACAUCUCUUCAACUGAACCAAAUAUCCAUAUUUUAAUAAUUAUUAUAUUAUUAGUCUAUAUUAUUAAAAUUUUAGGGUCUGAGAAAUGCCCACUUUUGUUAUAAUCAGUGACUUCAGUGGCUAUGCAUAAUGGUAUGAUGUUAAUGAACUCUUUGUAUUGUAUUUUAUUAUUUUGUAACUUGACAUGGAUUAUAACUGAUUUAUGACAUUGUCAGCUGCUCACUACAGUUUCAAUGUGACUGAUCUAUAAAGUAACAUUCAAUUUUGCUUUUCUGACUGUGCAUAUACAUUAUGUGAAAUUCAUGGAAGUAAAUAAGACAAUGAUUGCCAUUUGUGAUGACAGUAAAACUGUGAAUAAUUUUUAAGUGUGGUCAUUGUUUCUUUUUUCACGUUUCGUUCUCCAUAAUAAGUAUAGAGCCCAUUUAAAAUAUUAGAUUUACAUG
Molecule: messenger RNA, 1657 nt
Organism: Pelobates fuscus (common spadefoot toad)
Lineage: Eukaryota; Metazoa; Chordata; Amphibia; Anura; Pelobatidae
Product: membrane-spanning 4-domains subfamily A member 4A-like
Exons: 7
Coding region: 28-759 (243 amino acids)
Cellular component (GO): membrane
Source: RefSeq, a predicted model, not a curated record